AUGGAGGCGCAGCCGCGGGAGAUCGACGCGCAUCCAUCUUCCUCGGCGCCGGCGGCCGCUGCUUCCUCGUCCUCGUCGCUCACGGAGAGCGCCGUCGUGCAAGUAAUGGCCAACAGGACAUGUUCUGCUUCUGCCUCCUCACUCUUUGCUUCAUCUCGGCCACAAGGAUGGGCAGAGCUCCCGGACGACCUGCUCCGACCCAUUGUCGCUCUACUACGCUCGUUCCGUGACCUCCUCGCCUUCGGUACCACUUGUCGUCAUUGGUGCGAUCUCUUCUCAGCGCACAGGUCCUCUGUCCAGCCUCUGCUCCUCCACCCCAAUCUCCGUACCAACGGUGGACAGACUCUCUCGCAUAACUGUUGGAUCUUAUUCCACAAAUGCACAUGGAGAUUGGCUGACCCUGCUGCCACCUCAUCCUCUCGCGGUUUUCUUUCCUUGAGUGACCUCAGAAGCAUGACCUUUGUGCGCUACUCCCAUGGUCAGCUCAUCUUCUACGACAACAAUGGGUUCCAUAUUGUUAAUCCGUUAAGUGGCACUAAGGUUGGUCCUCCUUCCCUCCAGUCAGUUCACUUCACUUGCAUCAGCUAUGUCACUUUAACUGCCCCUGUUGCAUCCACUGAUUCGCAUCUCCUUGUUGGUGCUGGAGCCUAUCUGUUCCUGUGGCGCAUCGGGAGCGACUCAUGGACAAAACACAGUCCUAAAGUUGGUCGUUUUUCCAUUGAACAAAAUGUGGCCUUCAAGGGCAAGACAUAUGCCCUAGGGUCUUUCGGGUGGUUCUACAUCAUUCACUUGUCACCCAGUCUCAUUGUUGAGAAGUUUAAAGUUGUGUUCGAGGAAGAUAAAACCGAAGAUCUCUAUUCGGCAAAUGAAAAAGCAUGGCUAGUGGUGUGUGGUGACACGCUUCUCUUGAUCAAACUUGUGGAGGCGGGAAGACUGAUGCGCUCGGAGGCCUUCCAGUUCAUGGCCUUCAAGCUUGAGUCAUUGGACACCAUGACCAAGAAGGCAAGGUGGGUGAAAGUGAACAAGUUAGAUAACUGGGCCAUCUUUAUCAGCGUUGACGAGCGGUGCGAGGCGUUGUCGUGCAUGAACCCGGAGGGAUGGGGAGGAAGGAGCAACCACAUAUACUUCCCAAGUUAUCAGUCUGAAAAACCUUGGGCUGCAGUCCAACUACGGAAAAAAUGUUAUUACCAUUCGACACAGCUCUUCAACACUGGAAGACGUUACCUGAAAUUGGAGUCAACCUGGGUCUUCCCCACGCGUUUCCUUGUUACGUCCUGCGAUGAUCUUACGGCCGUGAGUGCGGUUGGUGGGAGGAUUCUACUAUGUUGCAGUGAUUCUACUAUGUUUCCUUGUUACCGUGAUUAG
Molecule: messenger RNA, 1365 nt
Organism: Triticum turgidum subsp. durum (durum wheat)
Lineage: Eukaryota; Viridiplantae; Streptophyta; Magnoliopsida; Poales; Poaceae
Source: the annotation of a GenBank genome assembly